Messenger RNA from Salarias fasciatus (jewelled blenny), 1365 nucleotides. It is a transcript of the gene dok6, whose product is annotated as docking protein 6. The coding region runs from base 78 to 1079 and encodes 333 amino acids. The record is from RefSeq and is a predicted model, not a curated record. NCBI's taxonomy places the organism in Eukaryota, Metazoa, Chordata, Actinopteri, Blenniiformes, Blenniidae. The transcript has 8 exons. Gene Ontology annotation, biological process: cell surface receptor protein tyrosine kinase signaling pathway. Gene Ontology annotation, cellular component: cytoplasm.
UGCUUUUUAAUUUUUAUAUUCUUCCUCCCUCUUUCGGACAGGGAGCUCGCGCGCUCCCCCUCCUCCUCCUCCUCACCAUGGCUUCUAACUUCAACGACAUAGUGAAGCAGGGAUACGUGAGGAUACGGAGUAAGAAACUGGGGAUCUUCCGGAGGUGUUGGCUGGUGUUCAAGAAGGCCUCCAGUAAAGGGCCCCGGCGGCUAGAGAAGUACCCUGAUGAAAAGGCAGCCUACUUCAGGAGCUUCCACAAGAUCACCGAGCUCCAUAACGUCAGAAACAUCACCCGGAUACCGCGGGAGACAAAGAAGCACGCCGUGGCCAUCAUCUUCUGCGACGACACGUCCAAGACAUUCGCGUGUGAAUCAGAGCUAGACGCAGAGGAAUGGUGUAAGCUGCUGUGCGUGGAGUGCCUGGGCAGCCGUCUCAACGACAUCAGCCUGGGAGAGCCAGACCUGUUAGCAGCGGGUGUGCAGCGGGAGCAGAACGAGCGCUUCAACGUCUACCUGAUGCCCACGCCGAACCUGGACAUCUACGGCGAGUGCACCAUGCAGAUCACCCACGAAAACAUCUACCUGUGGGACAUCCACAACGCCCGCCUCAAGCUCGUCAUGUGGCCCCUCAGCUCCCUGCGCAGAUACGGGCGAGACUCCACCUGGUUCACCUUCGAAUCCGGAAGGAUGUGUGACACAGGAGAGGGUUUGUUCACGUUCCAGACGCGGGAGGGGGAGAUGAUCUACCAGCGGGUCCACUCGGCCACGCUGGCCAUUGCCCAGCAGCAUGAGAGGAUGAUGGAGGAGAUGGAGAAGAGCUCCCAGAUCCACUCCAGAGAGACGUUAACCAAGUCCAUCUCCCUGCCGCGCAGCGCCUACUGGCAGCACAUCACGCGUCAGACCAGCGUGGGGGAUCUCUACAGUUACCAAGGAAGUGGCCUGACCAUGAGCUUCAUCCCCCGAGCACAGACUUUCCCCAGCUUCCUGUCUGAUGAGCCUGAGCACGAGGGCGGCAGCCAGCACCAGGAAGAAGCACCAUCGCCCUCUAGUGGCCGUGCCUCGGGUUGCAGCCGGAGACCCCUUCAAUGACAGAGGAUUGCUGGAGCAACACUGGACACUUUACCCACCACUGUAGAGAGGAUGUAGAAAUAUGUAUAGUCACAUGUGUAAUAUAUGAUUUCCCGAAUAGUGUCAACUGUAGAGCGAGUGCUACCGUUUUAUUUUUCCUCGUACGACGUGUGUCAGCAGAAGUAGCUUCCAAGAUUGCACCAAAAAUCCUUUGAGUGUAGUUUUCAAGUGUUUUAUGUUGUCAUUAUCCUCUUAAAGCCGGCAUGAGUUCCCCCGUUUUUCUUUCAAGCCGCUGCACUACACCGUA